UCAGGAGAAAUGUCUGAAAAGCUACGGAGAUGCAGGAAGGAGCUGACUGCAGCCAUUGACCGUGCCCUUGAAGGAGUCGGGCAUUCCCACGAGUGCCCAGGCCAGCCAAGGCUGGACGCCCCGCCGCUCUCUUCCCAGCCACUGCACAGCUUCCUCCGCAGAAGGCCGCUGCCAGCCUGCCCCUCUGCUGCUAGUGCUUGCGCUCCCCAGAAUGAGAACCUUGCCUUUGCGCCCCACGUCCCAGUUAAUGUAAAACCACAUGCUUUCUACCCCAAAAGAAAACCUCUGGCCAGCAAAGAAAAUAUAUUGAUGCAGUCUUCCAUUUUGGCACGUGAAAGGCAGUUUUGGAGAACUGCGGGAGAUGGAGAAAACUGGAGAAAAGAAAGCUUAAGGAGAGAGAUGGCAAGAGAGUUAAAGGUUGAUUCAAACAUGCCACUCAGCAGUUCUAGCCAAGAGGUCACAAAGGAUCUGCUUGAUAUGAUUGACCAUACAAGCAUCCGAACUAUUGAAGAACUGGCAGGAAAGCUAGAAUUUGAAAAUGAAUUGAACCAAGCGUGUGGUCCCUGCCAAGAUUCACCCUUCAAGGAGGAAGCCUGGGCCCUGCUUGUGGAUGAGAGCCCUCACAAGGCUCUAGACAUUGACCCUGGCAGCCUCAAGCAGGCCUUUGAUGAUCAGAAUAUUGUUGAGACUGUUCUGGACUUGGAAGAAGACUACAACUUGAUGACCUCUUUUAAAUACCAAAUUGAGUAA
Molecule: messenger RNA, 750 nt
Organism: Jaculus jaculus (lesser Egyptian jerboa)
Lineage: Eukaryota; Metazoa; Chordata; Mammalia; Rodentia; Dipodidae
Gene: C17H3orf62
Product: chromosome 17 C3orf62 homolog
Exons: 3
Coding region: 10-750 (246 amino acids)
Source: RefSeq, a predicted model, not a curated record